Hypomesus transpacificus is the source of this 2581-nucleotide messenger RNA. RefSeq names its product microtubule-associated protein RP/EB family member 3-like. Bases 396 to 1223 code for a protein of 275 amino acids. The record is from RefSeq and is a predicted model, not a curated record. Gene Ontology annotation, biological process: spindle assembly; regulation of microtubule polymerization or depolymerization; protein localization to microtubule plus-end. Gene Ontology annotation, cellular component: cytoplasmic microtubule; microtubule plus-end; microtubule organizing center. Gene Ontology annotation, molecular function: microtubule plus-end binding. NCBI's taxonomy places the organism in Eukaryota, Metazoa, Chordata, Actinopteri, Osmeriformes, Osmeridae. The transcript is spliced from 8 exons.
UUUGUGCUUGUGUCAUGUGUGAUAUUAAACGAUGCCUCCAGAGGGGGUACGGCGGACUAAACUGUACCUCUUUCAGUUUGACAGCAUCACUGAAAUCAGCUAGGUGCCCAGUUGAUUUGUUUUAGUUUAAAUGGUUUUUCGUCUCUAAAACUAAUAUAAUACGCAGUUGUACUGUAACACCAGGCCUAGUUUGUCGUUUGCUAACGUUAGCUUGCUAGCGAGCGCGUUACCGACGCAGCUUUAAUUCUACAGCACCCUGGCUACGCACUAAACCGUCUCUUAGUUAACCCGUGCAUUUCAUCCCGUUAACAAGCAGGACCUCAGGUCUGUGUAUCCAGAGAGCCACUACUGCUACAUUCAAACAGAUAACCUGAACAAAUACCAGUAACAGGAGGAUGGCAGUGAAUGUUUAUUCCACCUCGAUGACCAUAGAGAACAUGAGUCGGCAUGACAUGCUGGCCUGGGUGAACGACUCUCUACAGCUCACCUACACCAAGAUAGAACAGCUCUGCUCAGGUGCUGCGUACUGCCAGUUCAUGGACAUGCUGUUUCCUGGAUGCAUACUACUGAAGAAGGUGAAAUUUCAGGCCCGUCUGGAACACGAAUUCAUCCACAACUUCAAAGUUCUGCAGGCUUCAUUUAAGAGAAUGACUAUUGACAAGAUCAUUCCAGUGGAGAGGCUGGUGAAAGGGAAGUUUCAGGAUAACUUUGAGUUUAUUCAGUGGUUUAAAAAGUUUUUCGAUGCCAACUAUGAUGGAAAAGAGUAUGACCCUCAACAAACAAGACAAGGCCAGGAGGGAACCCCGUCACCCAACCCAGGUCCCCAGAGGACAUCUCCCACUGCAAACAAGCCUGUCCCCACGGUCCCACGGCACGUCAACAACGUCCCCACGGUCCCUCGGCAGAUAAACAACGUCCCCAUCAAGAGGGCAGCGCCCAUCCGCAAUGGAGGAGACGCAGAGAUCACAGAACUCAACCAACAGCUGCUGGACCUGAAGCUGACUGUGGACGGUCUGGAGAAAGAGAGAGAUUUCUACUUCAGCAAACUCCGGGACAUCGAGCUGAUCUGUCAGGAGCAUGAGAAUGAAAACAGCACUACACUCAGCAAGAUCAUGGAUAUACUCUACGCUACAGAGGUAUUGACAAACAAAGAGGACGGCUUCGCUCCGCCAGAGGAUGAGGAGGUUGUGGACUCACCAAAGGGGGAUCCGGAGGAGUACUGAGCAGCCUGGUGUCUGCAGAUCUCCCUCUACCACUCCAUCUCUCUCUGACUCACCCAUUCACUGUUCUCACCCCCCCCCCCUCUUUUUAUGUACCCCCCUUCCCCUUUCCCUUAUGCCGUAGUCCUUAUGCACUACAUUCUGACAAUGUUGUACAGUGCGGUGUGCUAGUGUGGGAUGCUAACCCUAGACCUGUCUGGACCAUGUCAGCCCUUUGUGGCUACACUGCAUUCUAAUGUGAGAGGGGGUGGCUAUCUGUGUCACGGUGCUAGCCAGUCGAGGCGGACUAAGGGGCAUGUUAGUUUGCAUGAGUGGGGUUCGUCCUGUCAGGUCAAUGUAACUGAGUACAGGACUUCACUCCACUUGGAGCCCAAAGCCAAGAGCGCCACCUAUCUGCAAAGACAUGUCACUCCUCCUCCAGUCGCACUGAUACCUGCUUACACGUGUUCACACGUGCACACAUGCACACCUCCGCUACGUACAUUCUGAGAACAUGUCCUGCAUACAUGAAUAUACAUAUCAUACACUACAUUCAUGCACACUCAGAGGCAAUCCAUGCUCUGCUGAGAGUGCAUCAGUGAGUGGGUUCACUCCAUUCUGACACAGCAACACCACGUUUGCACUCAUCAAGUCGUUUGCUGGAGUACGUUUGUUUUUAAGGCUGUCAACAGCCUGUUUACUAGACAGCAUGAUGUUUUGGCUCUUUAUGGUUUCAGUUUUUGCAGAAUUUGGGGAUUUGGGGUCGGGGUGGGUUCCUUGCACUAACUGUAGCAAAACAAACCGAUGAGAAGAUUCAGCAUGCCAACAUGCAGUACCUGGCCAAACGACAAGAGACGCAGUUCUAUUUUUUUAAAUAAUUCUUAUUCUGCAGAGUCGCAUUUGCGUUGAAUGGCUAAACUGGGUGUUAAGAGGAGUCAAUGUGAAACUUAUUUAUUCAUAAGUGAAGGCCAACACAAUGUCAGGCUGUUAAAUUACAACAAGGAACAAAUGCAAACUCAAAUCUACACAGAGGCUAUAACGCUAAUAAUUGAAAAUGUAUUUAUUGAGUCGAGAAGUUUCUAGCUGCUAUUUUUAUUUUGAGUUGCCGUAUUUAAUUUAAUUGAGUUUUGAUAUGUUGCACAGCGUUAAAACGCCCCAGUGGUUGCCUAGUAACAGGAGAUGUGGUUCGUUAUGAUUGAAAGCCCUGAUUAGUGAGAUUUCGGUGAUUUAACAGAAAUUGGGUCAACAGGAGGAGAGCCCUUUGUGGUCACUCACUCCUUUCUCACCCCUCGUGUUGCCAUGGCAGCCAUGUGAUAAACAUGCAUCACAUGGAGUUUUAUUACUGAAACAAAAUAAAAAUGUGGGGUUCAAACCCAAUCAGA